AUCGAUUGUAUUGGAAUUAUUAUGUCAUAUUCAUGACACACGUGGGUAUUUGUAUUUAUGAUACCAGAAUUUAAAAUUCUGGAUCUUUUGCGAAAAAAUGCCUAAAGUUAAGGUAAUUAGUAGAAGUGCUGAUAAUUAUCUACGUGAAACCAAAAAUGAUAUCCAUAAACUGCCUCGCAACUAUGAUCCAUCCUUACAUCCAUUCGCCGUAAAUCGUGAAUAUCAACGAGCAUUGAAUUCGGUUAAAUUAGAUAAAAUUUUCGCUAAACCAUUUAUCGGAUCUUUGGAUGGUCAUUCCGAUUCGGUACAAAAAUUGGCUAAACAUCCUACUAAAUUAUCCCUACUAUUUUCAGCUGCCUGUAAUGGUGAAGUUAAAAUCUGGAAUCUUACCAAUUGUCAUUGUUUACGAACAAUCAAAGCUCAUAAUAGUAUUGUUCGUAAUGUUUGCAUACCACAACAUGGAAAAUAUUUCUUUUCUGUUGAUGAUAGUCAAACCAUAAAACAGUGGAAUCUUUCAUGGCUUGAUAAUGGUGAACAAGUAUUUGAAAUGGAUUCCGAACGGCAAUAUCAAUUGAUGCAGGUGACUGAUACCCCUAUCAAUACGAUAUUGACCAAGAAUCCUGUAUAUUUUAUGGAUAAUCAUCGACAAAAACCAUAUCUAAUAACAUGUGGACAAGGUGUAGAAUUAUGGGAAGAGAAUCGAACCCAACCAUUAAAAUCCUGGUCAUGGGGUAUCGACACAGUUAAUUAUAUUCGUUUUAAUCCGAUUGAAAAUGAUAUCGCUGUAGCUGCAUCAACUGAUCGAAGUUUAAUUUUAUACGAUAUUCGAAAAUCACAACCAGCCCGUAAAGUAGUUAUGGCUAUGCGUUCGAAUGCGAUUUGCUGGAAUCCAAUGGAAGCAUUCGUUUUUACUGUUGCAAAUGAGGAUUAUGAUUUGCAUACGUUCGACAUGAGAAAACUCAAAUUUCCCUUACAAAUUCACAAGGAUCAUAUAUCAGCUGUUAUAUCGUUGGAUUACUCACCGACUGGUCGCGAAUUCGUAUCGGCCGGUUAUGAUAAAACAAUACGAAUAUUUGGUGCACGUGAACGUCGCAGUCGUGAAGUUUAUCACACAAAACGAAUGCAACGAUUAACUGAUAUUGCAUGGUCACUAGAUGCUCGUUAUAUAAUUAGUAGUUCAGAUGAAAUGGACAUACGGAUAUGGAAGGCAAAUGCAUCGGAAAAAUUAGGAUUCAAAGCACCACGUGAGCUUAGCAAUUUUCGUUAUCAGGAUAAAUUGAAGGAAAAAUUUAGCCAAUUCCCAGAAAUUCGUCGUAUCGCUCGAUUUCGUCACGUACCGAAGCAUAUCUAUCAUGGCCGAAAAGAAAUGCAGGAGAUUAUUGCUGCUAAAAAACGAAAGGAAACAAACCGAUUACGGCAUAGUAAACCUGGUCAACAGCCAGAACGAGUGCUUGAAGUUAAAAAACAAAUUGUUCGUGUUGAACAUUAGACGAUUUAUGUUGAAAAUAUUUUGUAAUAAAAAUUUUUAUUUUAAAAAAAUUCA
Dermatophagoides pteronyssinus (European house dust mite) is the source of this 1543-nucleotide messenger RNA. Its product is annotated as DDB1- and CUL4-associated factor 13. Gene Ontology annotation, cellular component: nucleolus; small-subunit processome. Gene Ontology annotation, biological process: maturation of SSU-rRNA from tricistronic rRNA transcript (SSU-rRNA, 5.8S rRNA, LSU-rRNA). Gene Ontology annotation, molecular function: protein binding. NCBI's taxonomy places the organism in Eukaryota, Metazoa, Arthropoda, Arachnida, Sarcoptiformes, Pyroglyphidae. The record is from RefSeq and is a predicted model, not a curated record.